Messenger RNA from Dinoponera quadriceps, 731 nucleotides. It is a transcript of the gene Spase12, whose product is annotated as signal peptidase complex subunit 1. Gene Ontology annotation, cellular component: signal peptidase complex; endoplasmic reticulum membrane. The transcript has 3 exons. The record is from RefSeq and is a predicted model, not a curated record. Gene Ontology annotation, biological process: protein targeting to ER. Lineage: Eukaryota; Metazoa; Arthropoda; Insecta; Hymenoptera; Formicidae. The coding region runs from base 253 to 540 and encodes 95 amino acids.
GAACACGGCGUUUCUUAUCCACGGAAAUUGUGGACGUAGUACCGGACACGGUCACAAAAUGAAAAUAUUAUCGACAGUAUCAAAAAGUAGAUGUAGCGAAGUAGUUCCAAUGUCAAAAGUCGAUACAGAUGGCGUAUCAAACGUCGGCGUGGCCGCUCUCAGAUUUCUCUCUAGUCCGUGAGUAAUCCGUAAGUGAAUGGAAGCGAGUACCGAUCUUGAUAAAUCGUUUUGACACGUUCGUAUUUAUUCACGAUGAGCGCGUGGGUGCAAUACUUUAAAUCUAUUCCAACACAUAUGGACUACGAUGGUCAAGCUAGAGCAGAGAGAUUAGCAAGAGUCAUAAUAACGUUAUUUGGUGUGGUCGGUUUAACCUGGGGAUAUGUCAUUCAACAAUUCUCACAGACAAUCUAUAUUUUGGGCGCUGGAUUUGUAAUGGCAGCAUUAAUUACGGUACCUCCAUGGCCCAUGUAUCGUCGCAAACCAUUGGAUUGGCAAAAGCCACAGUCGGAAGUUCCUACCAAACCGAAGAAGAAGAAAUAAUGAUAGAAAGAACAUUCCGUGAUAUAUAUGAUAUGAUAAAUGAAAUAGAGUAAAGCACCAAGUGAUCUUGCUCGUGUGAAUUUCAUUCCUAAAAAUGGAAAUCUAUACAUACUAUUAAUCAUUUUUCUUGAUAUUGAUAGUUAUGAGCACAAAAAUGCCCGAUAUAUGAAUAGACAUGUGUGAAGGUGAAA